Drosophila grimshawi is the source of this 2644-nucleotide messenger RNA. It is a transcript of the gene ClC-b, whose product is annotated as H(+)/Cl(-) exchange transporter 7. The record is from RefSeq and is a predicted model, not a curated record. Gene Ontology annotation, cellular component: intracellular membrane-bounded organelle; lysosomal membrane. The transcript is spliced from 9 exons. NCBI's taxonomy places the organism in Eukaryota, Metazoa, Arthropoda, Insecta, Diptera, Drosophilidae. Gene Ontology annotation, molecular function: voltage-gated chloride channel activity. Bases 39 to 2486 code for a protein of 815 amino acids. Gene Ontology annotation, biological process: chloride transport; transmembrane transport.
GUUGUGUAGUUUAUUUUAAUGGUUUUAUAGUUGAUAAUAUGUCGGACAAACACCAACUAAUUGAUAUCGAAGAAGACAUUUCAAGCGAUGACGAUGAAGUUAAACCAAUAAAUAACACUUGGUUGGUUGACAAUGAAGAAGCGUCGACCAGCAGAAGUAAUGAUUUUAAUACGCCAACUGACGAAAAUGAAGACAAUGCAGUUGUGCCUCCCCUUUUAAGCAUUGAUAGUGAACCGACCGCGUCCAUCCAAGCUCCAACUACAUCGCAGAGUAGCAGCAGCAACAACGAUACGGGCGACCACAGUAACGAUUUGGAUUCUGAUCCCAUAUUCCAUUUGCGCUCGCGAACAGCAGCUGCGGGAACUUUACAGCGACCGCAAAUUCAAUAUGAGAGCCUGGACUAUGAUGUGUGUGAAAACAAGCUGUUCCACGCGGAGCAGCGCAAGCGUCUUAGGGAUCGCUUCUCCCUCCGCAUCCAUGUCAUACGCUGGAUAAUUUUUAUACUAAUUGGCAUUAUAACAGCGCUUAAUGCCUGCUUUGUAAAUAUAGUCAUUGAUCUACUAUCGGAACAGAAGUACAAGUUUCUUAAAGCGUCUGUGGAGCAGAAUGUGCCUGUAAAUGGUGGCGAUGGUGAUUUGGCGUUGCCCUACCUCUGGUGGUUACUGCUGAGCGUUGUCCCUGUGGCCGUUGGCGCUACCAUGGUUACCUACAUCGAACCAAUUACCGCCGGCAGCGGCAUACCGCAGGUGAAGUGCUAUCUGAAUGGUGUAAAGGUGCCCCGCAUUGUGCGCAUCAAGACGAUGGCAGUGAAGACCAUUGGAGUCAUCACAACCGUUGUGGGCGGCUUAGCCGGUGGCAAGGAGGGACCAAUGAUUCAUGCUGGCGCCGUUGUUGCCGCAGGCAUCUCGCAGGGCAAGAGCACCACGUUUGUCAAGGACUUUCGCAUCUUUAAGGCCUUUCGCGAUGAUCACGAGAAGCGUGACUUUGUUUUGGGUGGCGGUGCGGCGGGUGUUGCAGCCGCUUUCGGUGCACCCAUUGGCGGAAUGUUGUUCUCGCUGGAGGAGGCAGCCAGUUUUUGGAAUCAAAACCUCAUUUGGCGCACCCUAAUCGCCUCCAUUAUCAGUUCGUUUACACUUAACAUUGUGCUCUCCGCCUAUAAGGGACUGGAGAACUUCACCUUCACAGGUCUCUUCAAUCUUGGCAAGUUUAAGGAACCCCUCACCUUUGCUUACUUUGAGCUGCCCAUCUUCAUGCUGUUCGGAGUGGCUGGCGGACUUCUGGGCGCCACCUGGAACGCUUUGAAUACGCUGAUCAACAAAGUACGCCGACGCUUUGUGCCGUGGAAACUGGGCAAGGUGGCUGAGGCUGUGGUUAUUUCCAUCAUAGGCGUCACAUUGGCCACCAUAAUGAUCUACUUCAUCGAUGAUUGCCGUCCGCUGGACAAGGAACGAAUCUCAUAUCCUGUGCAGCUCUUUUGCGAAGAUAAUGAAUACAAUGCGGUGGCGGCACUCUGGUUCCAAACACCUGAGGCAACUGUGAGGGCGCUUUUCCACGAUGAAGAAGGUGCACACAAUAUCAGAACCGUGGGUUACUUUACGCUCGUCUACUAUUUUCUAGCAUGCGCCACCUUCGGCCUCAAUGUCUCCUUGGGCGUAUUUAUACCCACAGCGCUGGUGGGCGCUGCUUGGGGAAGGUUGGUGGCUAUGCAGUUCUUAGAUUGGUUCCCCGACGCACACUUUUUGAAUCCGGGCAAGUACGCGCUGAUUGGUGCCGCUGCCCAUUUGGGCGGCGUGCUGCGCAUGACGAUCAGCUUGUCGGUCAUUUUAAUGGAGACGACAGGCGCCGAGACGUCAUUCUUCUUUCCGCUGAUUAUAGCACUGAUUAGUGCCAAAUGGGUAGGCGACUACUUCAACGAGGGCAUCUACGACAUGGUCAUCGAGGAGAGUCAUGCGCCCAUUCUGCCCUGGGAGCCAGUACCACAAUAUAAGGGCCUCACUGCUUUGGAAAUCCUGAGCAAGCCAGUGGUCUGCAUCAAGCUGCGCGACAGCGCCCAUUACAUCUAUGAAGUGCUCCUGAGAUGCGACCACAAUGGAUUUCCCGUGGUCGACGAUGUAAAAGACAAUCGUCGCUGUGAGGGUCGCGUCUGUGGCAUCAUAUUGCGUUCCCAGCUUAUUGUCAUAUUGCUCAAAUCGCUUUACGUGGAAAACAAACGUUUCUGGCUGCCCGAAACAUCGAUACAAACUUUUCGAGAGGUUUAUCCGCGCUAUCCCUCUAUUAAGAGCGUGCGUCCAUUGGACAGAAAAGAAAAUUAUACGGUCGACCUGUCCAUGUUUAUGAAUCCAUCACCCGUUCGCGUAAAUAAUCACGAUUCGGUGCCAAAGAUCUUCAAUAUAUUUCGUGCCCUUGGCCUGCGGCACAUGCUAGUUAUCAGCAAUGAAAACCGGAUUGCUGGCAUUAUAACGCGUCGUGAUUUCAUAUAUAAGUGAUAUUUGGCUAUUGGCACACCAUAAUUAGGAUUGCUAUAUAGUUUUAUAGUUUUCGAAUAGCUGACACGUUGACACGAACGCCUUUUUUAAAGUCUAUAUAUAUUUAAAUAUAAGUAUGUGUAAAAUGAUGUAAUAAAGAUAUACUAUUUUUUAUGAGA